AUGUCCGCAGAAAUACAGCAAAUAUCCACAAUUGCAUCCCUGCUCGAUCUAAAAACAGCCGCAAAAUCAAUGAAAAAGCCUUUAAUCCUAAAGUUCACAGCACCAUUCUGCAAUCCAUGCAAAAUAAUGGCAGAAGAACUAAAAAAGUACAAAGGCCGUGAUAUUGCGCUGGUGAACAUUGAUGUGCGUGAGAAUGUCGAGCUUAUGAAGCAUUUUGGUGUGCGUGCCGUGCCUUACUGCUGUGUUUUGGAUGAGGAGUGUGCGGUUGUUAGGGAUAGGAGCGGGUUGAUGUAUGUGGAUGAGUUUGAACGGUUUGUGGAGGGAACGGAUGAGAGGGAGCUGUGA
Messenger RNA from Vavraia culicis subsp. floridensis, 345 nucleotides. RefSeq lists its product as uncharacterized. The record is from RefSeq and is a predicted model, not a curated record. The transcript has a single exon. Gene Ontology annotation, cellular component: cytoplasm. NCBI's taxonomy places the organism in Eukaryota, Fungi, Microsporidia, Pleistophoridae. Bases 1 to 345 code for a protein of 114 amino acids. Gene Ontology annotation, molecular function: oxidoreductase activity, acting on a sulfur group of donors, disulfide as acceptor.